AUGGCAGAGAUUGCAGUAAACUUGGUCAUCGGCAAGUUAAGGCCCUUGCUGUCUGAUGAGGCCAAACUAUUGCUGGGCGUACAUAAAGAAGUUGCAGAAAUCAAAGAUUCACUGGAGCAUAUUCGGGCUUUUACUAAGGAUGCAGAUGCAAUGGCAGCAAAAGAAGACAGGAGCAACAUUGUCAAACUCUGGGUGAAACAAGUGCAGGAAGUUGCUGAGCGUAUAGAAGAUGUCAUAGAAGAGUACAAAAUCCGCGUGGCACAGCUGCAACCUGAUCAACCGAGUAAAUCCAAAGGUUUCCUCAAAAAGGUUUCUCACCAGUUCAAAAGUCUCAAACAUCGGCGUGAGAUUACUUUAAAGAUUCAAAAUAUCAGAAAAUUACUCUUCCAAAUCAAGGGAAAAAAUGAUAGAUUCAAAUUCAAAGAGCAAGGAUCGAGCAGCAACACAAAAGAAGUUACAUGGCAUGACCCUCGACUGGCGGCCCAUUUCAUUGGGGAAGCUGAAGUUGUGGGCAUUAAUGACUCUAUAGAAGACGUGACAGCUUUGUUGGUGAAGGGCACAUCUAAACUCGCCACAAUUUCAGUCAUAGGCAUGGGCGGUAUUGGCAAGACCACUCUUGCCAAGAAAGCUUUUGACAACCCUAGAGUGAAAGAACAUUUUGACUGUCGUAUUUGGAUCACGGUAUCUCAAUCAUACAACAUGGAGGGGCUGCUGAAAGAGAUGAUAAGGCAAUACUAUAAAGCAAUGGGGCAGACAGCACCUGAGGAGAUCAACACCUUCAAUGUGAUAUCACUCGUCUUCAAACUGAGGGAAAGUCUACAAAAUAAAAGGUGUGUUGUUGUUUUUGAUGAUGUAUGCGAUGAAGAGUUUUGGGGAUCUAUAAUGCAUGUAUUUGAUGAUGAUGACAAGGGCACUAGAAUAAUAACCACAACACGUUAUUAUGAUGUUUUUACCUCAUGCAGAAAGUUUUCAAUUGUUUUUAUUCACGAAAUGCAACCUUUACCUCCUGAGAAGGCCAUGGAACUAUUUUGCAAUAAAGCAUUUAAGCACUCUGUCUUUGAGUGGAAUUGUCCCCCAGAACUAGAGGAACUGUCUUUUGACAUUGUUGAAAGAUGCCAAGGAUUGCCUCUUGCCAUUGUUGUGAUAGGCGGUCUACUGUCAAUCAAAGAAAUGAUUGUCUCUGAAUGGACAAGUUUUCUUGAUAAUCUCAGUUUUGAGCUAGACAGUGAUCCCCAUCUUGCAAAUAUUAAAAAAAUCUUGUCCUAUGGUUAUCACGAUCUGCCUUAUUACCUCAAAUCAUGUUUCUUAUAUUUUGGCAUGUAUCCUGAGGACUAUUCUAUAAGAUGUUCAAGAUUGAUUAAACAAUGGAUAGCUGAGGGUUUUGUAAAGGAAGAUGAGAAAGGUAAUACAUUGGAGGAGAUAGCAAAUGAAUACUUAUCUGAGCUCAUCCAUAGAAGCUUGGUUCAAGUUUCAAGUGUAAGUGUUGAUGGGAAAGCUAAACAUUGCCAUAUUCAUGAUUUGUUGCAUGAGUUCAUCCUUUCAAAAACUGCAGAGUUAAAUUUCUGUCAAGUUUUGGGGAAAAAGGACUCGAGUUUCUAUGGGAGAUGUCAGCGCUUGUCAAUUAACCAUUCCACUGAUAAUGUAUUGAACGCCAAUGAGAAGUCACAAAUUUGGGAUGAUCUUAGUUAUGGAAAAAGCAAAAAUAUGCGAAGAUAUAGGUAUCCCCUCUCCUUUCUUUUCAUUGACACUCAAAUGGGAAAUCAACCUGGAGAACUUGUAGGGAAGUUUCUUCAUCGUGGCAUUGCAAAUGGGCACCUUUUAAGGUUACAGAUUCUAGAUCUUGAACAUGUAUACAAACCUCAAUUGCCUGAAAAUUUAGGAGAUUUAACUCAUCUGAUUUAUCUAAGCCUGAGGUGGACUUUGCUAGAGAUCAUCCCAUCUUCAAUUGGCAAAUUACUUAACCUCCAAACUCUGGAUCUGAAGCAUACUAAUAUGAAGGCUCUUCCCAGUUCAAUACAGAAACUGCAGAAACUUAAGCACAUAUACAUAACCGGAAGUACAAUUCGACCUCAACUAGCCAUGCAGUAUCUCCAAAGUUUGAAGAAUCUCCAUACAUUGAAGGGGUUAUUUCUAGAAAGUUACCCUGAUCUAAGCAUCGGCCUGGACCAAGCUCCUUCAAAUCAAAGAAAAAGCAAGGGCCUAUACGAGGGCCUGGGCAUGUUGAUCAACCUUAGAGAAUUGGAGAUAGAACUUGAGCUUAUCCCAUCACAGCUAGAGAUUGUGAUAAAGCAUGUUAUAAAAUUGAAGCACCUUCAGUCUUUGAAGUUGACAUCAUAUUCUGCAACUGAAUCUUUUGGGCAUCUAAAGUUGGAGUCUUUUUCAGGACUUGAAAAUCUUUCCCGACUAGAGUUAUCUGGAAUCGCUGUAUCUCAAUGA
This is a messenger RNA of Quercus lobata, 2436 nucleotides long. RefSeq names its product putative disease resistance RPP13-like protein 3. Gene Ontology annotation, biological process: defense response to other organism. Bases 1 to 2436 code for a protein of 811 amino acids. NCBI's taxonomy places the organism in Eukaryota, Viridiplantae, Streptophyta, Magnoliopsida, Fagales, Fagaceae. The record is from RefSeq and is a predicted model, not a curated record. The transcript has 2 exons. Gene Ontology annotation, molecular function: ADP binding.